AUGACGAUUGAAAACUGGUCAUCCAAGCGAACUCUCAAGGCACACGUUUCUCGAGCAUGCGUAAAGUAUCAAAUUGUCAACUGCAGAAAAGCGCAUCUAGCCUGUGACAACAAAAGACCCUGUCACAGAUGCCAGUCAAUAGGAAAAGAACAGAGCUGUAUCGAUGUGGAUCAUAAAAAGAGAGGAAGACCAAAGCUCAGGUCAAAUACUAGUCGUAACUCAAGUGAUCACACCCCAAAUGAGAUUGCAUGGAAAAGUUCAUCAUUCAAUAUGACAGCAUCCAUGGCAUCCAAUUACCCCCAGAGUUCCACCACUUUAAAGCCAACAGUUAUCACUAUGUUUCUUUCUAUGGAAGUAUGUUGUGCUAGAGUAUCAGAUGAGGUGCAGAGUAUUCUAGGUUAUUAUCCACAAGAGCUAUCCCAUAGAUCUCUCUAUGAAUUCUUAGCCUCGAGUGAUAGUACAAACACACUAGGACGUAUGCAUCGACUCUUGCUAGAUAAUGUAACAGCAGUUGCACAAAAAGUAGAUCCUCGGUACCAGCCCAAGAAUGUUUUACCAACCGAACGAACCACAUCCGACGUAUUCUUUAGUGUUAGUCCAGCAACUCUGUGUAUAGUCACCAACGGAUCCCAGACGUUUACAGGUACACUGGAGAUGAAACGAACUGAUGGAACUACAGAAUCAUUGCAAGUACAAUUAUAUCUUGGAGGAGGGCUUGGUGCAGAUCUAUACACUCCAUCAACAUUAUCAGGCCUGUACAUUGUGUGUCUUCUGACAAGGUUCACCGAAACGAGCACCAACUCAACGGACUCGCCACAGCAGACCAGCUUUGGAUUUGAUCUAAAUACAGACAUCUCACCUCCACCCCUUACAACAUGGCCUCGCCAAGAAGACACACACUCAAUCCACGGUUCUGUGACUCCUCAUACAACCACUGUACAUACACCUCUUUGUUCGGAAUACCGUUCUUAUUUGGAUAACCCUGAUAGAGCAGCCAGUGAAAACACCGAUGAAGGAAUAGAUGGUGACACACAAAAAGAAGAAGCACCUUCAGAGCUUUCACAGGCUUCACAGUGGGUUGCAAAGCUACCUUAUUUUAGCCCUAAACUUUCAUCCAAACCUUCGCCUCCUAGCCAUUCCUCAUCUCCCAGGCGUAUAGUAUUAAAUACAUCUACAAUUACGCUGCCAAUAAGUCCUGCAUCUUCAUUUGGCCAGCCUAGGACUAUAAGUGGCUUUCAACACCCUUUACUGUCAAAUGCAGCUAUACAUGUUGCCCCUAUCACAACAGCCCCGCGGACAACUAAGUUACAUUAUGAGCAGGGCGGACUCAAUUUCUUUAAGCCGUUUAUUGAACCUGUUCGCCUCACAUUGGGGCACCCUAGUACAGCAUCUACUCCCAGCACUGCUAAUACAGUAGAAACACCGAUUGCUGCAAAUAAUACGCGUACGGGACAGUUUAUUUUACGAGGGUUAGAGUCAACUUCACAUUCUCCCAUCAUGCUCUCCCACCCCUCUAUUUUUCCCACCCUUCACAAAUCAUCUUUCUCUAAUCUACCUGCACAAGUCAAUGAAAAUCGCCCAAGUAGUACAGCGAAUAGUUUCAUGAGUGUCGGUGCCCUUCUUUCAUAA
Messenger RNA from Phycomyces blakesleeanus NRRL 1555(-), 1629 nucleotides. RefSeq names its product Zn(2)-C6 fungal-specific transcription factor. Gene Ontology annotation, molecular function: zinc ion binding; DNA-binding transcription factor activity, RNA polymerase II-specific. Lineage: Eukaryota; Fungi; Mucoromycota; Mucoromycetes; Mucorales; Phycomycetaceae. The transcript is spliced from 5 exons. The coding region runs from base 1 to 1629 and encodes 542 amino acids. Gene Ontology annotation, biological process: regulation of DNA-templated transcription. The record is from RefSeq and is a predicted model, not a curated record.